Molecule: messenger RNA, 497 nt
Organism: Staurois parvus
Lineage: Eukaryota; Metazoa; Chordata; Amphibia; Anura; Ranidae
Source: the annotation of a GenBank genome assembly
GGAGCUCCACCCAAAAGGGGAAGUUCCACUUUAAGGACUGCUCCCCGAAUCCCCAUUAAGGAUUGGCACCUUUUGGGGGUGGGGGUGGGAGAGCGGGUACCCAAAUUUGACAGGUACCCACUCCCACUUCCGGUCCUAGGUGAUUGGAAGCAGAAGGUGUCCUCUCUCCCUCCCUGUAGUCUUUUGGGACAUGUGACCUGUCCCACAAUCCCGUGAUGCUCCCGCCACAGUCCGUAUUCCAGGCGCCAGCAUCUUCAGUGUGGGCACCUGGUUGUGACAGCUUGCAGCUUCACAGCCGGGUACCCACUGCGCAUGCGUAAGUAGCGCUGCGCUUCAUGAAUGGUCCUGUAGUCUUCUGGGACCUGUCACAUGUCCCACAAGACUAAGGGGAGGGAGGGUAGGAGGACAACUUCCACUUCUGAUCGCAGUGGAAGUGGGAGCAGGUACCUGUUAAUUUCGGGUACCUGCUCCCCCUGCUCCCCAAAAGGUGUCAAUCC